Phytophthora infestans T30-4 is the source of this 726-nucleotide messenger RNA. Its product is annotated as palmitoyltransferase, putative. Gene Ontology annotation, cellular component: endoplasmic reticulum; Golgi apparatus. The coding region runs from base 1 to 726 and encodes 241 amino acids. Gene Ontology annotation, biological process: protein targeting to membrane; peptidyl-L-cysteine S-palmitoylation. NCBI's taxonomy places the organism in Eukaryota, Oomycota, Peronosporomycetes, Peronosporales, Peronosporaceae. The record is from RefSeq and is a predicted model, not a curated record. Gene Ontology annotation, molecular function: protein-cysteine S-palmitoyltransferase activity. The transcript has a single exon.
AUGAGCAAGUUGUUCGUCUCGGUGGCUCUCGGGCUCAUGCUGCUCAAGCUGCACACUUGGGUGGCGAUCGUCCGUGUGCACUCGAGUCUCGUGCUCAACUUUCUCUACCUGAUCUUCACUGUGCUUAUGUUCUGGAGCUAUUGGCGUGCCAUGUGGACUCGACCGGUAAACAGGAAGCCCAUCAAUGAUACCGAGCGUGUGAGUCGCUACUGCGAACGCUGCGAUGCAAACAAGGCCGACCACGUGCACCACUGUUCGGUAUGCCAACGAUGUGUGUAUCGCAUGGACCACCACUGUCCUUGGACGGGGAAUUGUGUUGCCUGGAACAACAAGAAGUUCUUCCUUCUCUUCCUGUUCUACACGUCGCUGAGCUGCGGUGUAUUCAACGUUAUGGUGUCUCCAAUGGUGCGGGAAGCGAGGUUUCAACAGCACGAAGUGCUACUCAAGUUUGGGUGGGUAAUGACGCUGGGCGUUGGACUGCUGCUGGCUGGAUACUUUACGUUCCACUUGUGGCUACUACGGGAAGGCAAGACGACGCUCGAGUUCUUAACGAGUAAGAGAGGAGAGUUAGCGGACUGCAGUUUUACACACAAUGUGACGGUAUACUUCGGUCGCGACAAGUGGAGCUGGUGGCUUCCCACGAAGCCGACGCUGGACGCUGCAUUGGGAGGUCGGAGGGAGGCAGACGACGACGGAGAAGAAACAGUGCAACUCGUGGUGGAAUAG